Monopterus albus (swamp eel) is the source of this 2214-nucleotide messenger RNA. It is a transcript of the gene ptk6b, whose product is annotated as PTK6 protein tyrosine kinase 6b. Gene Ontology annotation, molecular function: ATP binding; protein binding; protein tyrosine kinase activity. The transcript has 8 exons. The coding region runs from base 203 to 1705 and encodes 500 amino acids. Lineage: Eukaryota; Metazoa; Chordata; Actinopteri; Synbranchiformes; Synbranchidae. Gene Ontology annotation, biological process: protein phosphorylation. The record is from RefSeq and is a predicted model, not a curated record.
UUAAGGAAAUUGUUGCCAGUCCCUUGAGCACAUAGCGGAAGUUAGUGCCAGUGUCAAGACUAACCAGCAGCAGCAUUCUCUCUGGAGCGCAUUCCAGGGAUUCCUUGCGCACCGUGCUCCGCACCUGUCCGACAGGUGUAGUUCACGUAGCUCGGCUGACUCACACACAGGCGCCUCUUAAGGGGGGCCUUCAUGGUCAUCUAUGGGUGAAUGUCUGCGGAGAGCUUGCCCAUGUCUGGAAACACUAUGGCAGAAGAUUUUCGGCGACCAAAAGGAACCUGGUGGUCAUAGUGGAGGAGGAAGCGCCAGAAGCGCUGAUCACAACAGUGUGGUGAUACGAUCCAGCGAGAGCGUGCCCGAGAGCGGACCUAUCUACAAGGCAGUUUGGUCGUUUAAAGCCCGACACGAGGACGAGCUGUCGUUCCAGGAGGGAGAUCUGUUCAACGUUAUCAGCAGCACGGGGGACUGGUGGCAUGCACGGAAGAUCGAUAAGAACGGGCGCGUCCUGGGCACUGGGAAUGUGCCCAGUAACUUCCUGGCCAGUGCAGAGUUCCUGGAAAUGCAACCAUGGUAUUUUGGGACAAUGAAUCGCUUUGAGGCUCAAAGCCACCUGCUGGUCCCAGAAAAUGAAGAUGGAGCUUUCCUCAUCCGACACAGUGAGAAAGACAACGUUGGACAUGUUCUUUCAGUGAGGUUAGGCAGUCGGGUGAGGCAUUUUAAAAUCCACCAAGAUGAUCAGAAUAAUAUUAAUGUGGAGCCCAAUCAGCACUUCAGCUCUUUUAUUAACCUGGUGGAGUACUACUAUGCCAACAGCCUGAGCACUGUGGGAAGACUGAGACACCCCUGCAAGAGGGUUAAGCCCAGCACCCCAGAUUUAGGUAACUUGGAUGAGUGGGAACUCCCGAAAGAAGAGUUCACCCUGGAGGAGGAGCUGGGCACUGGCUACUUUGCUGAUGUCUACCGGGGACUCUGGAAAAACCAUAUUAAUGUUGCAAUCAAGAUCAUCAAAAAUGACUCAGAGUUGAACCACCGGGAGUUUCAGAGGGAAGUUCAGAUUUUAAAGAGUCUCCGGCAUCGUCAUCUCAUCUGUCUGUUUGCUGUCUGCACAGCUUCAACACCUUACUACAUCAUCACUGAGCUGAUGGAGAAAGGCAGCCUGCUCAGCUUCCUCAGAGGUCCAGAGGGGCAACUUCAAGAUGUUGCAUCACUUACUGACAUGGCUGCCCAGGUGGCUGACGGGAUGGCAUACCUUGAGGAGCAGAAAAGCAUCCACAGAGAUCUGGCAGCUCGAAACGUCCUGGUAGGAGAACAUUACAUCUGUAAGGUGGCUGACUUCGGUCUGGCCAGAGUGAUCAAGGAACCAUUCUACGUCACAGAAGAUAAAAAGAUUCCCUAUAAAUGGAGUGCUCCUGAGGCCAUCAGCCAUGGAAGGUUUUCCAUCAAGUCAGAUGUCUGGUCUUUUGGUAUCUUGGUCUAUGAAAUUAUCACCUAUGGAGGUAUUCCUUACCCAGCCUUUAGCAACCAAGAGGUGUACCUGCAGGUUACCAAAGGAUACAGGAUGCCAGCUCCAGCCAACUGUCCCGACUUUCUCUACAAUAUCAUGUUGAAAUGUUGGGCUGCCGAGCCAGACAACCGGCCAGACUUUAAUUCCCUCAAGGUACAAUUGUACAGCAACUCUUAUGAGAUGGAUUCGUUGCCCACCUAACUUCCUGGAGGACAGUGUGGCACCAAGAAGGGAUUGUGAUUUUUUUCGCUGAGGACUCUUUAAAACAAAGGGAAGAAAACAAAACUGAUUUUAUAGCCUUUUGUUGUGACUGUUUGUAGUGUGCAAAUAUGCCAAUUUUUUAAAUUCUGCCCAUUGGAACUGCAAUGCAACUGUAUCUAAUAAUAUUUGCUUCUUGAGCUAAAACCAUUAGAAAAUUGUUAUUUAUAAUUGAUUUAUUAUUUCAGUUUUUUUUAAAUGCCAAUGAUUCUCUCAUUCCAGCUUUAGCAACAUGUGAAUUUGGACAGUUAUUUAGUCUCCUGUCAUGGCACACUGAAUAUCUUUACGUUUAUUAUUAAAGCAAAAUAACUGGUGGGUGUUUUUUCUGCUGUUUUCUGAGCUGGUGCAGACCAAAAAUGUGCACUGAUCCUUCCAAAAGGCCAACCUAAUGGCUCACACAUCCACCAAAGAAGCUUGACAAGUCAUGUGCAAUGAGGUGAACAUAGUAUAAU